UCCUCAUCUUCAUCCUCUACACUACUCUCGCUCUUUCUAUCUAUCUGAUUCUAAUUAUCAUAUCUAUCCAUAUUCUUCAUGUUGCUUCCUUUAACACACAUUCACAUUCACCCUUCCUCACUCCCUUCAAACCCCCUCACUGUCACUGACCAAUCACCCUUCCCCUUCACCUUCUUCCCCUCACACUCACCACUCCCCAAAACCCGUUUCCUCAUUCGGAGCUCCACCUCGGAUACCCAAACCCUCCCAAAUUCCGCUAUCCAACGCAUUGCCCACAAGCUCCGCUCUCUCGGAUUCGCCGAAGACCCCCAAAACCCGAACCCGAAUCCGAGCCCAAAUGCCGGAGAAAUCUUCAUCCCUCUGCCCCAUCAAUUACCCAAACACCGGGUCGGGCACACUCUCGAUGCGAGCUGGUCCACUCCCGAGAACCCGGUUCCGGUUCCGGGCACGGGUUCCGCCAUAACCAAAUACCACCAGCUGAGGCGCGAGGUGAUUAAGCAGAAGGUGAUGCAUAAGAAGGAGAAGAGAGAGGAGAAGAAAGCUCCGACAUUGGCGGAGCUGAGCUUGAGCGAGGCGGAGCUGAGGAGGCUGAGGAGACUUGGGAUUGAGACGAGGAAGAAGCUAAAAGUUGGGAAGGCGGGGAUUACUGAAGGGAUUGUAAACGGUAUUCAUGAGCGGUGGAGGCGCUAUGAGGUCGUGAAAAUCGAGUGCGAGGAUCUGUGUAGGAUGAACAUGAAGAGGACUCAUGAGUUAUUGGAGAGGAAAACUGGAGGUCUGGUUGUUUGGAGGUCUGGAAGUAAGAUUGUCUUGUAUAGGGGGGCCAAUUAUAAGUACCCUUACUUUUUGUCUGAUAAAAUUUUGACAAAUGAAACCAUGACUGAUGAUAUACUGGAUCCACACAUUGAUGAUGGUGAACAAAAUGAAACGGAGAGCUGCUCAUCCAGCAUAAUUGGUGUAAAAGCUGCUGCAACUAGUCCAAGCAAAGAAAUAUCUCAACCAAAAUUAAUCCAAGGUGUUGGUAUGCCAAACAGAGUACGAUUUCAAUUGCCAGGUGAGGCAGAGCUUGCAGAAGAAGCGGAUCGCUUAUUAGAGGGGUUGGGCCCACGAUUUACUGAUUGGUGGGGUUAUGACCCUCUCCCUGUUGAUGCUGAUCUUCUGCCAGCCAUUGUUCCUGGAUACCGGAAGCCUUUCCGCCUUCUUCCCUAUGGUGUGAAGUCUGUAUUAACAAAUGAUGAAAUGACUACAUUAAAAAGACUUGGUCGACCCUUGCCAUGCCAUUUUGCAUUAGGCAGAAAUAGGAAUCUUCAAGGAUUGGCUGCUUCCAUUGUCAAGCUCUGGGAGAAAUGUGAGAUUGCCAAAAUUGCUGUUAAGAGAGGGGUACAGAACACUAAUAGUGAAAUGAUGGCUGAAGAGCUGAAGCGGCUGACUGGAGGAAUAUUACUUUCCCGGGAUUCCGAAUUUUUUGCCCUAUAUCGAGGGAAAGAUUUUCUGCCACCUGCAGUUUCUUCUGCAAUAGAAGUGCGGAGGAAGUAUGGAAUUCAUGGAGAGAAAGAAAGGACAAGAUGUAGUACAUCAGUGACAACUGUACAGGAGCCUAAACUUGAUACUGCAGAGUGUAGUUCUGAAAGUGAACCUGAUGGGGGCAAUAAUGUGGAAAGGGGUCUCCUUUUAGAACAAAGAAAGCUAAGGUCCACUGAGGCAGCUAUCAAAAGAACUAGCAUCAAAUUGUCGAUGGCACUAGAAAAGAAAGCAAGGGCUGAGAAACUCCUAGCAGAGCUUGAGAAAGAAGAGAUCCCCCAACAAUCUGAAAUAGAUAAAGAAGGUAUAACUAAAGAAGAAAGAUAUAUGCUAAGGAAGGUUGCCCUGAGAAUGAAGCCUUUCCUACUAAUGGGUAGGCGAGGGGUUUUUGAUGGAACAGUUGAAAACAUGCAUCUUCACUGGAAGUACAGGGAACUUGUGAAGAUAAUAUCUAAAACCAGAAGCAUUGAAGCUGUUCACGAAGAAGCACGGACAUUAGAGGCAGAAAGUGGUGGAAUAUUAGUGGCGGUUGAGAGAGUGAGCAAGGGUUAUGCAAUCAUUGUGUAUCGUGGGAAGAAUUAUACACGGCCUGCUAGCCUAAGGCCUCAGACGCUCCUAAAUAAAAGAGAAGCAUUGAAACGCUCUAUAGAGGCACAACGCCGCAAGUCUCUGAAACUCCAUGUUUUGAGCCUUACCAAAAACAUAGAUGACUUGAAACUUCAGUUGGAUAAAGACAAGGAGGCAAACAAUGUUCUGCCAGCUGAUGCAUUGAAUUAUAAAUUGGUGAAAGAGGAUAUGAACAAUAUGCAGGCAACUGAAUGCUUGAGAUCACAUGUGGAACAUAAUUCCAGUCCUCUCUCUCACUCGGUAAUUCCUGCUUGCCAUGAAGAGAAUAAUGUAGAGGCUGAGGACAAACAUGGAGCUCAAUUAACUCUCAUGAACUUAAAUGAUGGCACGGAUGCUUCAAUAUACAAUCCACAAGCCACUCAACAAGAUAAAGUGCUUGGCCUCUCAUCAACUUUUAAGGGGGAUGGGACUGGUAAAAUUGAAGCUGGAUUUUCAUCUGAAUUAGUUAGUAAAGAACUCCAUGCAAAAUUGUGCAAGGAUAUGAAUGGUGAAGUUGAAACUGCUGUCUCUACACCUUGCCCUGAUAAUUUUAUGUCAGAAGAAACAGGCUCUUCUGCGGUAGUUCAGCAUUGUGUUUAUGAUAACAAUGCAAUAGAACCAGCUAAGUCGGCAAAAAUUGAUUUGAAACUGGUUCCAAUAGCAGUGGAAAAUGGAUCAGAGAUGCCCCACAAAGCUGUACUUCUUUCCAAUAAAGAGAGGCUUCUUUUACGAAAGCAAGCCCUGAAGAUGAAAACUCGCCCUGUACUGGCAGUAGGGAGAAACAACAUUGUCUCUGGUGUUGCAAAAGCAAUCAUGGUUCAUUUCAAGAAGCAUCCUCUUGCUAUUGUGAAUGUCAAAGGUAGAGCAAAAGGAACGUCAGUCCAGGAGGUGGUUUUUAAGCUGGAGCAAGCAACAGGUGCAGUUCUUGUCUCUCAAGAGCCUAGCAAAGUCAUACUUUACAGGGGUUGGGGGGUGAGAGAUAUACCUGGGCACACCGAAAAGAAGAAUGUCAUUGAUGUUGGGAAAGAGGGUGGAACUCGGCCAACUGUCUCUCCUGAACUCUUGGCAGCAAUCAGAAUGGAGUGUGGGUUGCAGGGUCACGUAAAGGAAGAGACAACUCUAUAACUUGGAAUUGAAGCUUGUAUCCAUGGUAGCCUGCCAUCCGCUGUCCCAUGAUUCUUGUCCAUAUUAUUUAAUUUUGGGAUCAUACCAACUCAUCAUAUAUUCAGUUUUCAGCACAUUUUAACUAGGAGGGACAUGCACAUAUAUACUUUCCAUAUCUCUGAACAGCAGUUACAAUCCUAAGGUAUGUUGGCCUGAUUUCCACUGUAUGCUUCUGUCUGCUUUCCUCUUUUGGUACAGUAAAUCUAGAAACAAGAUGGAGAGGUGACAUCUUCGAAAGCAAGGUCUUUAUUAGUUAUUUGCUGUAUUUGAGUGUGCCCUCCGUAUGUAUACUGGUCUUCUGCUGCAAGGAGGGAAAUACUCUAGUGACAUCUCAGUCGAUAUUGUAAUAUAAGAAAUUCUUCAGCAAUAGCCAAUGACCUCUGGCUUUAAUGGCUCUUUUCUUGCAAAAGCAACAUGAUGAUGGAUUCAAGGCCCAUAGGAUCCGUAUGUAUUUACUAGUUUUAAAUAACAAUAAUAAAUUCUUGGGGCAUACCUAGAAUUGGUUCCAA
This is a messenger RNA of Quercus lobata, 3797 nucleotides long. RefSeq names its product CRM-domain containing factor CFM2, chloroplastic-like. The transcript is spliced from 14 exons. Gene Ontology annotation, biological process: RNA splicing, via transesterification reactions. Gene Ontology annotation, molecular function: mRNA binding. Bases 79 to 3249 code for a protein of 1056 amino acids. The record is from RefSeq and is a predicted model, not a curated record. Lineage: Eukaryota; Viridiplantae; Streptophyta; Magnoliopsida; Fagales; Fagaceae.